AUGCCAGGAAACAGUACUGCAAGUUGGUUAAGUAACAUUAUAGCAUGUCUACAACAGAAUGAACUCACACUUUCAGGAGUGAUCCAAGGAGUUUUAAAGAGCAACAAACCUAGUCACAAAACAGCCCGGGAGUUGCUUUUACGCAAUGCACAAAGGAUAUGUACUGUUCUACACAAGCAGUCGGCCGCUCACCAGUCAGUAUUUUCAUGGGCAUUUGGGCUUGUUAGUGGGGUGUUGUGCAAGAAGGUUGAAGAACUGAGCCAAGAGCAACACGACCUUCACUUCAAGGCAAACACUGCGACCACAGAACAGCUAGACAAUACUUUCUUGCUUCUCAAAGGUCCCAAUGAUCGGCACGUGAAACUGAGACAAAACAAUGAUGAAAUGCUGGUAGGCUUUGCACCGCUGGUGGAGAAUGACCUUGGCAAACUAGGUGGUACCAAGGAGCUUGCAAGAGACAGCGAGCAUGAUGAAGAGAGCCCUAUGAAAAAAAGCCAGAAGCAAGCAGGGGCAAGAAAUGCUGCACUGCUGAUGAUUCUAGAAAUGGUUAUUUGCAUUAUUAUCUUCCUUCAAAGCUUGAACAAAAGAUGUAAUUACCUUCAACUUCAAGCAAUACUAGGAAUAUUUUAUCACUCGACGUCCGUUCCUGAGAAAGUCAUUGAAACCCUCGCUCACGCUGGCCUAUCUGUCAGCCUAUCAUCCAUCUACCAAGCUAUAGUAUCCCUCUCAAAGGACACCUCUUCACAAAUGAAAAAGGCCCUUCAUUCACUGUGCACUGCGAUUGCGUACAACAAUUUUGACAUUGACUUCAAAACAGCCCAACCAACUGUUGAGAAAAGUGGAAGCUUUGUUAGUGCAACCUCUGCGACAGCUAUUUCCCUUUUUGGCGUGCAGGAUCCUGUGCCUCUGUGUUGUUCAGCUCAACUCUAG
Molecule: messenger RNA, 930 nt
Organism: Serpula lacrymans var. lacrymans S7.9
Lineage: Eukaryota; Fungi; Basidiomycota; Agaricomycetes; Boletales; Serpulaceae
Exons: 3
Coding region: 1-930 (309 amino acids)
Source: RefSeq, a predicted model, not a curated record